Messenger RNA from Pseudozyma hubeiensis SY62, 1449 nucleotides. RefSeq lists its product as hypothetical. The record is from RefSeq and is a predicted model, not a curated record. Gene Ontology annotation, molecular function: RNA binding; ribonuclease III activity. Gene Ontology annotation, biological process: siRNA processing. The transcript has a single exon. Lineage: Eukaryota; Fungi; Basidiomycota; Ustilaginomycetes; Ustilaginales; Ustilaginaceae. The coding region runs from base 1 to 1449 and encodes 482 amino acids. Gene Ontology annotation, cellular component: nucleus; RISC complex; cytoplasm.
AUGAUCGGUCAGGUCGGGGGGAAGUUGGUGCGAGAGGAGGAGGGGGAGGUGGGGGAAGAGGUAGAGGUGGCGAGGGAGAAAGUGAUCUCGGACGUGGUGGAGGCGUUGAUCGGAUGUGCGCUGCUGCAGUCCACCGAACAAGCUCUGUUCGUCUGCCGAACGUUCACCCUACUCCCGGACACCAUUCGAACCAUGUCGGACUUCAACACGCUCCUGCUGGAUCUGAAACAACGUUCGAUCGACCACAACUGGUCCUCGCGCAUCGACCUUGGUGGGCUCACCCAUCUGCAGAAGCUGUUCUCCCACACCUACACCUACCCGCACCUGGCGCUGGAAGCGUUUACGCAUCCAUCGCUGCUCGCUUCCGUGCUCCCAUCCUACCAACGACUGGAGUUUUUGGGUGAUGCAUGGUUGGACUUCUACAUCGUCCGGUAUAUUUUCGGCAAGCAUGCGGAUCUUUCUCCGGGGGAGUUGACAACGUUGAAGGGUGUGCUGGCGAGCAACUCUACGCUGUCGGCAAUGGGGGUUAGGUUGGGGUUGGAGAGGUUCGUUGCUAGCGAUAGCGAUGUUCUUUCCGACAACAUCGGUGUGUACGCGAAGGAGAUCAAGAGGUUGGAGGAGGAGGGAGGGGCACAGUACUGGUUGAAGUUGAAGCGAGGGGUGGUGGUGCCGAAAGCGGUAGCGGAUGUGGUGGAGGCGAGUUUUGCGAGCAUCAUUGUGGACAGCGGGUUUGACGAGAAGGUGGGGGAGGAGGUGUUUGGGAGGGUGUGGAGGGGGUUCUAUGACGAGUGGUGUAGAUGGGAGGAUUUGGUGGUGAGGGAUUUGAAGCGCGUGGUGGGGUAUGUGAUGGGGAUGGUUAGGAGGGUGGUGGUGAAGGAGGGAGGGGGAAAGGGAGCGGUAUUGCUGGAGAUCAGGUCGAACUUGCAUGGAGAGAGCGGGGAGGAGAGGGUCGUGAGUGGUGACGAGAUCGUAGAGGCGUUGUUGAGCGAGGUUUGGGUGGAGCUGGUGGUAGCGGGGGAGACGGUCGGGAAGGUGGUUGCUUUGCCGAGGAGUUUGGGACAUCUCGAGAGGGCGAAGAGGAUCGUUAAGGAUCUGGAUGCGGUUCAACGUCGCCUCAAACAGCUCAUUUCCAAACCGCAGAAAGACGACGAGCCAAUCGAAGCAGUCGAUGCAGAAGCCGCAACCACUCCCUCCUCCACGGACGAACCAAUGCCCCUCUCCCUCGCCUGCACCAACGCCACCACCUCCGAAUCACUCCUUUGCGCGCUCGACGAGCAAGAGCACCUGCUGCAGCAGCUCGCCCGCACCCUCGGCUGGAAGAUGCUCUUCCAACCGCUCACCUCCACCCCCUUAUGCAGCAACGACAACACGCAGAGUAGCAUGCAAGACGACGCGAGAGGAGUGACCUUGGCCCAGUUGCGCACGCUUGUCUCACCUCACGAAGGGUAA